Molecule: messenger RNA, 1056 nt
Organism: Peronospora matthiolae
Lineage: Eukaryota; Oomycota; Peronosporomycetes; Peronosporales; Peronosporaceae
Source: the annotation of a GenBank genome assembly
AUGGUCAGCAUUCCUAGUGCUCUAGUGAUCGCCAGCGUGGCUGCCAUGGCCACCGCAAGCGCUUUCCAUGCAGACUCACACCACCGGACCCUGCAGGCUGUCAACUUUCGUCAGGAACUGCUGAACGAGAUCAAUGCCGUACGGAAGACUCACAAGCUGCCUGAGCUUUGCAUCAACAAUAAGCUCAUGUAUGCGGCUCAGGAUCAUGCGAACGACAUGGCGGAACACAACUUCGUCAAUAGUACGAGCCUGAACGGCACGGUGCCCGAUGUUCGGGCUUUUAAGUCCGGCUUUGUGGACAACAACGUGACGGAAACCGUGGGGGGUGGAUAUAAAACUGCAUCGACUAUCGUCGCUGCGUGGGCCGAGACCAACCAUGCCCAUAACACGCUGCUCAGCGACUGCAAUGUCAUGGGUCCCGGCUACGCAUUUGACAGGACCAAGAGGCUUGUGCACUUCUGGGCUGUCGACUACUCGACCGGCACCUGUGGUGAUGGAACGGCAAAGGGCAGCUCAACUUCAUCGAGCGGCAGUGAUGACGACGACGAUGAACAUGAGUCAGAGGACGACGAGAACAAGGAGAAAAGCCGUGACUCAUCGGGCGACUCGGAUGAGAAUGUACCUCUGCCUGCCGCUCCUCCUGCUGAAGACGCGAAAACUCCGGUGGGUUCGCCUCCCGCGGUUGACGAUAAGACUGGUUCUACGCCUGCCAUUCCCACCAAACCUGCUGACCUCAAAACCCCUAUCGACCCUGGUACCGUCCAUGCUGCCUCAGGUAACCCCCCUGCUCCUCCUAGUGCUGAGGCUCCGGCCACUGAUCCUCCCGCGACUGAAGAAGAGGCUCGCUCAAGCGAAUCUCUUAUAAAACCAGUUACUCCUGUCGCCCCUGCUAAACCAACCGGCCCAGUCGCCCCUGCCAAACCAACCGUCCCUGUUGGCACUACAUCAACCACCCCUAAGGACCCUGCAGGCGCUAAACCAACCGCCCCUGGUAGCCUCCCUCCUGCCGCCGCCCCUCUUGCUGUCGACCCUGCUGCCGCUGCUCUCAUCACUUAA